This is a messenger RNA of Zerene cesonia (dogface butterfly), 1957 nucleotides long. RefSeq lists its product as uncharacterized. Bases 232 to 1686 code for a protein of 484 amino acids. NCBI's taxonomy places the organism in Eukaryota, Metazoa, Arthropoda, Insecta, Lepidoptera, Pieridae. The record is from RefSeq and is a predicted model, not a curated record. The transcript has 8 exons.
AAAAGUCAGCCAUUAAUCUGAAAAAGUGGGGAAGGGAAAAAAGGUGAAUACAUGUCAAAUAUUUCAAGGCUGCAGUGUGAUGAUUCCGAUUUUAAUAAACGUGAAAACUUUUGCCACAAAUUAUAAGUUUUGACGGCGCGCCGGACACCGAGUCCUUGUGUUUAUUAUAUGACAACGUUCGGAAAAGGUUUAUUUGCAAGGUUGUGCUAAUCAAAACAAAGGUGUUUGGACAUGGGUUAUUAUUGUACAGUACCACAAUGUACAUCGCUCGCCGGCAAAACGAAGAACGUGAAAUUCCACCGUUUCCCCCGCGACACAACAAUGGCAGACAAGUGGAAUAUAAUAUUAAAGCGUGGAAAGCCCUAUACAAAAUACUCGAAAGUAUGCAGUCUACAUUUCACACAGGCAGAUUAUAACGUCACGGCAAUGGGCCAAUGGAAGACGUUAAGCAAGGACGCGGUGCCGAGCCAGAACCUGCCAAAGUUGAACCCAGAUGGCACAGUCAUGGUGAUAAGAAAGAGCCGCACGGUCAAAUACAAGGAGGCGAAGAAGGAUGACAGUGUAUGUGAAAAAGAGAGGUGGUCUUCAAUGAUCCACACACAGACGCCGCUCGCGUGUUCGCCCGACAAGCAAGGCAUCGUCGAAUCGCAGAAUUCCAUCCUGGCCUACCGCCUGCAAGGCCUCAACGCAAUACAACAGAACAUACCGCCGAUCGCUGAUGAAAAACCGAAGAAACAGGACGCGAUCAUGCAAACAGACCCCAUCACGGACGACGAGAACCCCAUCAGUUUCGACACGGACAAAUUCGAGGUCUACCCGAGCGAAUACAUGAAGGGCAGCAAAGAUUUCAUGCCGCAAACGAACGAGGAAUACAACAAAGAGGCGGAGAAGUACGCGCUGGAGCGGAAGAACUUCGAGAAGAUGGAGUAUCAGAAGAGUGUGGACUACCAGAAGAGCAUGGAGUACCAGAAAUGCGACAAGAUGGACUACCAGAAGACUAUGGAGUACCAGAAGCCGGAGAAGAUGGAAUACAAAUGCUACGAUAAGAGCACAGAGUAUCCAAAGACCGGGGAUGUGGAAUACGAGAAAACGCUCGAUCUGGACAAGGAUGGCAUGGAAAAGGAUAUGGAGAUGAAGGGGAUGGAGUACCAGAAGGUGGAAUACGAUUACUAUUAUCAGGACAGCGUGGAAAUGCUGCGGAAUCAGCAGCAGAAUCUGCAGCUGCUGCAGGAGCAGCAUAGAGCGAACGAGAAUCAGAAUUUCUUCGACGAGAAUCACAUAAAGCAAGAGAUCGAGUUCGCGAACGACGAUGAGAAGUUUGUCUUCGAGCGGAGUAAGGAGCGAGUCGGUCAAACGAUGUUCGACGAGCAGCGGCGGCUCAUGGAGCAACAGAGGCUGGUCGAGGACAUGUCGCAGACUGUGAAACAGGAACCAGAGACUACAAAUAAUAAUGGUCAUGAAAUAAUGCAUCCGCAGAACAGUCCGUAUUUCGCGACGGACGAACAAAAUAAUGUUAACGGUAAGUUUUCACCACUACAUAGUGUGAGGCAAAGUCGCUAUCCGUUUGUCUGCGUGUGCAUCUGGCAGAACACAAUGAAGAGGCCUUUUUUCUACAGUGAGGCCAACCACUAUCCGGCGCCACACGCGUUGCAUAGAUAUGAGGAUUUAACAAGGAUCCUUCAAUGAGAGUCAUUCCGUUUAUAAAUAUAUUAGAUUUAUAGUAUUAUUAGGGCGGUUGAUUUUUUUUUUUUUUUAUCGAUUUAUAUAACGUGAUAGUUAUCGUAAUCUUUCUCUUACAAACUGAAUCGCUUAUAAGAUACGUCUAUUGUAGAACAGAGACCGCGUGAAAAAAAAAUCGCCGGAAAUAAAAUGGUUUUUGUGGUUAUUUUAAAUGAAUCACGUUUUUUCGCUAUACAAUUAUAUUAAAACAUUAUAUUCAAAGCGUAUCGUUAUUGAU